CAUGUUUGCCGUUUUAUUCUUUUUCGUAAACAAGGCAAUAAUGUAGCUCUAUUUAACAAUGUCAAAUUCGUUGCAGAUUUUUGCAAACAGGUGCGGCCCCGGCGGUGCAGUACCCUAAAGGUUCGCUGACCUGUUCAUUUUCAAUAUUUAAUGUGCAUUAGCUGCUGAGGGGGUGGGCAUAAGAGUGCCUGGUAUCUUCAUAAUCAUUUUCGUCAUUAGAAUAUCAAUCGUAGAACAUCAAACAUCGAAGAAAAGGAGCUCAGUUUCUCUCGCCGUACCUCUUCGCCUGUGUCGUCGCUCUUGCGCGGGGUCGCAGUUCCACCUACGAGCGGGAGGGGUCGCCCUGCGCGCCGUUCCAGGCUUCUCCCGGCACUCCGCCCAGCUUGAAACGCAGCUGCCCCUCUCACUCGCUCGGCGAACAUGGCGGACAGCGCAAGCGAGAGCGACACCGAUGGAGCGGGCAGCAGCUCGGCCGCCCCGCCGUCUUCUACUUCUUCCUCGUCUUCCAGCAAGCCGGGCAUCGUCAUCUCCCCGUUCCGUCUGGAGGAGCUGACGAACCGGCUGGCGUCCCUGCAGCAGGAGAACAAAGUGCUGAAGAUCGAGCUGGAAACGUACAAACUCAAGUGCAAGGCGCUGCAGGAGGAGAACCGGGACCUGCGUAAAGCCAGCGUCACCAUUCAAGCGAGAGCAGAACAAGAGGAGGAGUUCAUUAGCAACACCCUAUUCAAAAAGAUCCAGGCACUGCAGAAAGAAAAAGAGACCCUUGCUGUCAAUUAUGAAAAAGAAGAAGAAUUCCUCACAAAUGAACUUUCACGAAAACUCAUGCAGCUGCAACACGAAAAAGCCGAACUCGAACAGCACUUAGAGCAGGAACAGGAGUUCCAAGUGAACAAAUUAAUGAAGAAAAUUAAAAAACUGGAGAAUGACACUAUAUCAAAGCAGCUCACGCUGGAACAGCUAAGGCGUGAGAAGAUUGACCUUGAAAAUACAUUGGAGCAAGAGCAGGAAGCAUUAGUUAAUCGUCUCUGGAAACGGAUGGAUAAGCUUGAAGCGGAGAAAAGGAUCCUGCAGGAGAAACUAGAUCAGCCUGUGUCUGCCCCACCAUCGCCCAGAGACAUAUCAAUGGAGAUUGACUCACCAGAAAACAUGAUGCGACACAUCAGGUUUUUAAAGAAUGAAGUAGAGAGGCUAAAGAAACAACUCCGAACUGCUCAGUUACAACACACCGAGAAGAUGGCCCAGUAUAUCGAAGAGGAGCGACACAUGCGGGAGGAGAACAUCAGGCUGCAGAGGAAGCUGCAGCGGGAGAUGGAGCGGCGAGAGGCCCUCUGCCGACAGCUGUCCGAGAGCGAGUCCAGUCUGGAGAUGGACGACGAGAGAUAUUUCAAUGAGAUGUCUGCACAAGGACUUCGUCCCCGCACUGUGUCAAGUCCAAUUCCUUACACACCAUCUCCAAGUUCAAGCAGACCAAUAUCACCUGGUCUUUCAUAUGCAAGUCACACUGUGGGAUUCACACCACCAGCGUCACUGACAAGAGCUGGAAUGUCUUAUUACAAUGCCCCAGGCCUUCAUGUCCAUGCGGGUUCUUCACAUGGCAUCGCAAGACCUUCGCCUAGAAGAAGCAACAGUCCUGACAAAUUCAAGCGACCUACACCUCCACCCUCUCCCAACACGCAAUCUGGGGUGCAGCCUGCACCCCCCCCACCACCUCCAGCUCAGCCAAUGGCUCAGUCUGGAUCCUCCCAGGCAGCUACUUCCCAGCAUUCAGUGCAUCCCUCCUCACAGCCAUAGUGCAUGUGCUCUCCAGCAGCUUCCUCAAGAGUGGACUUGACAGAGCAGGUUAUUGAAAGCCAAAGGCUUGACCGACAUUUGGAUUUGACUUACUUGCACUGAGAUUAUUUAGGCUUCACUGUUAACUGUGUUGUAAAUGUUUGUUUAGAAUGCAGCCAGUGUUGUGGCUCUACGACACUAAAACCUAACAACCUACUCUUGUCAGUGCUAACUGGAACUUUGUUGGAUCUUUUUGGUCUAAAUUAUUUACCACUCGGACUAGGAUAAUACUGCAUUGUUAAAUGUCAUGAUGCCGAUCUCAAAUGGCUUUAAGGCUUGAUUUUAAAAAGGGAACCUUAUUUCAUUUUCAGUGCAGAGCCAGCGAACAUCUGAAGAUAUAAUUAGCUUACAGAAUGCGUCUAUUUAUUGUGAAUUUUCCAAUCACUAUAGAAUCAGCACUACAUUUCAAAUAUAAAAUGCAGAUUGUUACUGGUACAAAAGUCACUGACAACUCAGUGCCUGUUUGAUAAUUAAAAUGUACAAUUACCUGUUUUUUCAGGCUUGGUUGUUUUAGUGCUUGUAACAUAUCCCUAUGGACUAUCCCUGUUGAAAAAGAAAUAUAUACAUGUAAGAUGUUGAAAGGUACUUCAGAGAAAAAAAAACAUGUAGUUAAGAAGUAAGAAUAAUGGGAUCUUUCCAGUGUUUUGGGAGAUUCUUGUGACAAUUAUAUAAACCUGUACAAAAUGCAUCUAAUUUAGAAAUCACCAUUCUUCUUUAAGUUUUGCAAACUUGCAAUGUGAGCACAGGUUAAAAUGCUUUUGUUGGCUUUAGCUAAAACUGAUUGUCAGAAGGCAGAUAAACUGCCUAUUUAAUAACUGUUUUACACUUUUUUUGAAUCUUGACAUUGAGCCACCUCAAUGGGCUAAUGAUGUUGACUUUAAGUAGGAGAGCACCUUGGAGGCGCUGUGGAGCAAAAUGCUGACAAGAAGUGUGCUUUGUCUUGUUCACCAAUUUAAAACUUGUAUGUGACAUCACAGUAUAUCAUAGGAAAAUAUUCAAGGCAGAGCUUAGAAGUGGAACAGAUGCUUAUAAAAUACAUUGGACUUGUUAAAUACAUCAUUUGCCUUCGCUGAUGUAAUAAAUUGGUUGGUUAUACUUUGCAGUUGUAAAUAUAAUGAGUAUCUUUUUCAUAAGAAAAAAGACGCUGUGUUAUACUGUGGCUUGUGCUUCAUGAAAACAAUUUUCAUCUGCCUGUUGACUACAAGGUCUGCCUUUGGACAUACAGCUGCACACUAAUAUAUACAGAUUUGUUCCUUUAAUGAAAAUUCCAUCAUUACAGGGUAAUUCAGAAACCAAUUUUAAGUGAACGUUUGCUAUAAUUCAGUAUUUGUGAGACAACAUUUGGGUCUUAAUGAUGUAAGCUACAUCCUCUUGGUACAAUAUAUGUAGUUCUUGCUUUGAAUUUCACAUCACAGAUAUUCCAUAUACAGUGUCUGUGUAAGUGCUAUCACUGUGAUUUUUGCAGAGUACAUAAUAGAAUAGCUCCAUAUAUUAACUUAAGGGUUUGCCAUAAAUACUGCUAAUUAAACUAUUACUUGCAAUAAUGGCAUGAGAGAAUGUACUUCAUUAGAGCAAGUAUUGAAGUUAAACAGCAAAAAAAGCUUUGCCUAGCUUGCAGAAGUCUUUUUAAAGUAACUGAAAUCUCAAAUAUAGUAUUGUUUGUUAACAACUAGUCUUUAAGUCUUUUUUUCAUCUUUUAAUAGGUUUCAGUAUAAUUGGCCAGUUCACUGUGCCUCUGGUGAACUGGUGGGCUGUGCAUACAGCAGCAUCUAUUGGUGAUCUUACAUUUCCUUAUGGUUCAUUUGCAUACAUGCAAAAUGCUGCUUCAAAAUGUAGAUAUGAUUUUAUUCUACUUUUAGCACUAAUAGUAGUUGUAAUACCUUGCAAACCCAAAAAUAUGUUUGACUGAUUUGCGAUUGGAUCAUGUUAUUGCCUCAUCUUUCACAGCAGCACUGCUGAAAUAUUUUAACUUGUAGUUCAGGUAUGUGCUUUUAUUCAGUAUAUAGGCUUUUGUGUCUCUGUGAUUCAGAAAAAUACAUUUACGCAACAUGUCACAAAGAAGUGUGGUAUGAAGCACUUGGAAAUCAGGAUGUUAAAACUACUGCAUAGAAAUGGCAAAUGCAAAGAAAACUGGUAAAACAAUGGGGAAAUAUUUUUUUGGGAAAAAGAUUAAUAUAAAGCUGUACAAUGGAAAAAAUUACUUAUUCCAAUCUUAUUCUGACUAAACCUAAAAGAAAUGUCAGCUUUUUUUUAUAUACAGCCAGUUUGCUCUAGUAAUGGGGCUCAGAGAGUUUUAUCAGUGCGAAUGCAGAGAAUACCCCAUGCAUUAAGCCCUAGAGUGGACUGUUCGUGAGUGAAUAUUACACCGAACAUCUAAAGAGUGUUUGUGUAUGUGACUUUUAUGUGCUUUAGUGGAGGGUAUCUAAGAACACAAUUUGUUAGGUUUCUGGUUUUAAAACUUUGGCAACUGUUUUGUUUCAAAUUGUAAAUAUAAUGGAGUCUCUCCAUUAUCGCCGAACAGUGCUUUUUUUUUGCAUUCAUUUACCAAACGCAGGGAAAUUCUGUGGUGUUCACAUUUCAAAGUUUAGCAAACCCUUUUUGUUAGAUUUUUUUGUUUUCUGUUUAUUUUUGAUUUGCGUUUUUGGGUGGAGUUUUGCUUUUUCUUUAACAGACUGUUGACAAAUGAAUGUAAAGUUUUCUCGUGUUGAACUGCGAUCAUAAAUGGAUGGAACACCUUUGAGCCUUAACUCACUGUGGUAUGGCUAAAUGUAAGCAUUAUCUAGCUUCUCCCCACAUCAAACAAUUAAAGCCUUAAUAUGUGUUCUGAGCAGUC
Lepisosteus oculatus (spotted gar) is the source of this 4663-nucleotide messenger RNA. RefSeq names its product coiled-coil domain containing 6b (gene ccdc6b). The record is from RefSeq and is a predicted model, not a curated record. NCBI's taxonomy places the organism in Eukaryota, Metazoa, Chordata, Actinopteri, Semionotiformes, Lepisosteidae.